Molecule: messenger RNA, 4806 nt
Organism: Onychostoma macrolepis
Lineage: Eukaryota; Metazoa; Chordata; Actinopteri; Cypriniformes; Cyprinidae
Gene: ogfrl1
Product: opioid growth factor receptor-like 1
Exons: 7
Coding region: 1196-2344 (382 amino acids)
Cellular component (GO): membrane
Molecular function (GO): opioid growth factor receptor activity
Source: RefSeq, a predicted model, not a curated record
AUGGUAACACCUUGCACGACACCGUCUUCAAAGCGCUCAUGAAAUGCCAAAUUAAAUCGACAAAACACGAUGCAACCCCCAUUUCAACAUCUAUUCAAAAUUCAUCACUUACCUUUAUCUUGCUGACUUUCCUACCUAUUUUUCCUCUUCUCUGCACCAUAAUUUGUGGGGCUCUACGCAACUUGCAUAGUAAGCAUAUAGGACUACUCGGCUCUACUUAUUGUAGAGUUAACAAAAGCAUUGUAAUGUUCAAAGUGGAUGUCAUAAUCUCAGUAGACCGGGAAGAUUUUAAAAUGAGUGUUUCAUUCAUAAAUUCGUGCAAACUUACCUUCAGGCAGUGCAAAUACAAACGGAAGGCAGAAGACAACCAGUGCAGUGCUGAAGGGCUAUACACUACUGUUUGAAAGUUUGGGGUCAAUAAGAUUUUUUUUUCCUGCAAUUGAUUAAAAACAGUAAAAAACUGUAAACCAUCAAAACCUGUUCUUUGAUAACAAUAAAAAUGUUUCUUGAGUGCUAAAUCAGAAUGAUUAGAAUAUUUUCCAAAGGAAGACUGAGUAAUGGCUGCAGUGCUAAAAGUCAGCUUUGCAUCACAUUAAUAAAUUACAUUUUAAAUUAUAUUCAAAUAGAAAGAAAAACGUUUUAUAUUGUAAACAUUACUGUUUUUUUUGCCGUAUUUUUGAUCAAAUAAAUGCUGCCUUAGUGAGCAUAAGAGACUUAUUUUAAAAACAUCAGUAAAGCCCUAAACUUUUGAAUAAUUUUAUUUUUUUAGUCUGAAGACACAUUUGAAACCAAGGCAUUUUAAAUAAAGUUAUGAAAUAAUGCAUUUAAAAAAUGCAUGCUCUGUAAUGUCAAUGGCAAAGUUUAAGGCUACACUGAUGCAGCAUCAGGACCGCUUUGCCUCUGCAAACAGUAUACUGUACAUCUACGUGUCAUUGUGUAUUUAGCCUACACAGAAUUUAGAGCAGACUCAGAGCAGUAUAGAGACGCCUUAAAUGAUGCUGAGAGCAUCCUCCUCCUCCUCAUCAUCUCCAGUGCUGAUCUCUGGGCAGAAGGGGGUGUGUUCUCAUCACAGCGCUGGAAAUCCCCCCAUUAGUCACAUAAAAGCGACCCGAACGCCAGUUCCUCAUCAUAUUAAAGCUCGAUCCUGAGCCGAACGAGGACUUUAAACUAUGUAGGCACGGUGGACAGGGUUUAAAUGGGCAAUCUGAUGGGCAGCUGGAGAUACAAGGAGCCGUGCACAGUGGAAGAAUGCGACUCGACGUGGGAAACGGACUCGGAGAGCGACGAGCAUCAGCCGGGAGGAGAGGAGGAGGACAGCGGCAUCUCCGAAUCCAUGAGCCCGGCGGACGCAGUCAGAGGAGCCGAGCAGCUGGAUCACGGAUUACCGCAGUUUGGUGACAUGAUGGAGUCCACUACUAGGAUGAAAAGGAGCUUUUACGCCGCAAAGGACUUGUACAAGUAUCGGCACAGUUAUCCGAACUACAAGGAGCAUCGUCAGCCAAACGAAUACCGCAAUCUGAGGUUUUAUCUGAAUAAGAUCCCCCUGGUGCCGGAUGGUAUUUAUAUUGAAGAAAUCCUCACUAAAUGGAGGGGCGACUAUGAAAAAUUGGAGCACAAUCACACAUACAUUCAGUGGCUCUUCCCACUCAGAGAACAAGGCCUAAAUUUUUAUGCUCAAGAACUCACUCAGGAUGAGAUAAAGGAAUUCCAAAGCACUCGAGAAGCCAAGAGACGCUUCCUCCUAGCAUAUACAAUCAUGUUGGAUUUCUUUGGAAUCAAGCUUCUGGAUAAAUACGGGAAUGUGGCUCGGGCCCCAAACUGGCAAGAUCGCUUCCAGCACCUGAAUGAGUCGCAGCACAAUUAUCUGCGUAUUACUCGCAUUCUGAAGAGUCUUGGUGAACUGGGCUUUGAAAGCUUCAAGCUGCCUCUGGUGCGUCUGCUGUUGGAGGAGGCACUAGUGGAGGGCACUUUACCCAACAUGCGUCACAGCGCACUGGAAUACUUCGUCUACACACUGCGCCAACACGCUCAGAGACGCGCCCUGCUCCGCUUCGCCCAGCGCCACUACCAGCCGCCCGAGAACUUCAUCUGGGGGCCACCCAAGAAGAAGCGCAUUCCAGCCUCUGGAUCCGCAGUGAUGAAGACAGGAAAAAAUGAGGUGGUGGAGAGGAGUGUGGGCAAAGCCAGGUCACCUAGGGAGGGCAGAAAUAACUUAGAGAGAGAGGCGGACGACAUGGACGAGAGGAAGAGUGGAGAGUGGAAAACAGCAAAAGGGUCCAUGGUCCUGCAGGAGGUUAGGGGAAGGGUAGAUCUAGAAGAAUACAUUGAGACCAUUCCUCUAUAAGAAUAUAAAGAGAGAGAUUGUGGGAAUUCUGGAGUAGCUUAAGCUGAGCUUAAAGUUAAGUAAAAGAAUGGCACAGCAAUAUUAUUCCAUACUAUUGCCUUUUAGAGACUUGCUUUGUGAACAACUUGACUGUUUGCCAUUUUGAUUCUUUUUAUUAUUAUCAAUAUGAGGUGUUUUUCUUAACUCUGAAUACUUUUCAAAGUGUUAGCAGAUGAAUUUCUCUACCGUAAUUCUUACUUGCAGCCCUCUGGAGAGUUCUUAGCGCAUGUACAAAUGUGAUAAGUGCUACCUGAGCACUCUGUUCGUGUGAAAUUUUGCACUUUUUGACUAUUCAGUCUUCCCCUGUGAGAAAAUAUUAUCUUAGUCUACCGGCUUUGAGAUGAGGCUUUAUUUGCUAAUCAUAAGCCUGUCUCUCCGACAGACGUGUGUUCUUUUGCGUGUUCAGAGCUCGCUGAUGUUUCUUACAACGGAUUCUCGUAGCUCAUUGUAACAGAUUAUAAUAAUGUGAAGUAAGUGUGAAUAUACUUACAGGAAUUUUCAGGUAAUUGAUCUUCCAUGUUUCUAUAGGUACGUGUGAGACUUUAAUCCAGUUUUCUCUAAUAUGUCUUGCAAUAUAAAGUGCCUCUUCUUUCGUUUGUUAAAGCAUAUGUGACGUGCUUUAUCAUUUCGAGUCAGAAGUCGCGCAGUAAGCCGUUUGUGGAAAAUCGCAAUUAUAAGUAAAACAAACUUGAAUUUAGACUCUUUUGUGUUUUAUGUUCGUUUUUGAUAAAACAAAGCCUUAGCUCUUAUUUUUAAAUGAGAAUUUAAACGGUAAAUGUCGUUUUUACGCUACUUGUGACAGAUCGUAACCGCCCGAGUUCAAACGGCGGCAUUUACCGCUCAUUACAGUAGGCUACUAGUUAAAGCACAUCAGAAGGUAUAUUAAAAGUGUAUUUAUGUUAAAAAUGUUAUUAUGUAAUCGGCGAAGACAUCGGUAAAACAGCUUUUAAACAACAUGGUACGUAGCCUAAAAUUCACCUUAGGAAUGUCCACUCGUGAGUUGGAAAAAAGUAGGCCUAAAUAAUAAUAGUUGAAUAUAUGCACAAUAUUAUAAACUAACAUUUACAUUUUUAGGCUGUUAUUUAUGUAUUUAGAUGCCUUUUUCUUAAAAACAGGUUUGACAGCCACCGUUUAAAUGAUUAUAUCUCGAGAAUUGUUUGAAAGAUAAUGGUGAUAACAUUAGAAAACAGAGCUUUUUCAUUCAGUGCAUAUAACUCAAAAUGACUCAAAGUGUCUUUCUCUAAUCAUACUUACAGUGUUUAAGUGUGGACAAUCAGGGCUAUUGAUCGUCACUAUCCACAUAGGAUACAAAUAAAUGAGUGUUUUUAUUAGCAAAUAUUAAUUAAUAUGGCUCACGCAUGUUACGUGUGUUUGUUCCACACUGCUGUUUCAGAGUGUACCCAGAGGGCUAGACAAUACCUCCACAGCACAGGCGUGUGUGUGUGUGUGUGUGUGUGUGUGUGUUACGCGCUUCUGCCUUUUUAGUUUCUAAUGGCACACAAACAGCAAAAAUUUCAGGAAAUACUAAAUCCCUUCUUUCUUGUGAUAGUGGCUGAAGUCCGUCUUCCCUUUUCUCUUUUGGAUUAAACGAUGAAGGUUCUCUCAGUCUUUCCCCUCAGUCAAUAUUUAGAUUGAGCACACUUUUCUGUUUUCCAUCUAACCCAGUUCAUACCCUGGGGUUCAUUAAAUGCCAGCUAUCUAAAUGUGUGAGAGUAAUGCAUGGAAAGAGGGUUAACAUUCUGCUUCAUUAUUUACUUCAAACGGACAGAUAAUUCUUCUGUCCAAAACCUGAAAAACCAUAGUUGUCCUGUCUACUAAGAUGCCUUCAUCUCAGUUUUUGAAUUCAACACAGAUGUGCAUUGCAAUAUUCCACAAUCCUGUGCAUGGCAGUUGGUGAAAAGAAAAAAAGACAGAUUGAAAGAAGUACAUUUAUUCAUAAAUGUCUUCUACUAGAAAUAAGUAUUAAUAUUUGCUUGCCUAUCUCGUAGGCUCAAUUGAAUUUCUUGAAGUUGCUGAUUUUUAGAUGUGAAGUUAUAAUGCUUUGGAAGUCAGUCUGAAACCAAUUUUCUUUAGGAGGUACUUUUAUACAAAAAUAUUGCCUUUAAGUCAAAAUAGGCAGCGAAACUUAGGUUUCAGACUUCUAUCCUGUUUGGAAACAAAUAGCCAUCUUCUCUUUGUUCAUCUGAAGAGCCUGUGGUUCUAAAAGACUGUUGAAUCUACAUCUCAGUAUUUCAGUGUUUCUUGUGCCAUAAUUGUGUGGAAACAGUUUGACUGGCGACAUGUAAGGCGCCUUAAGUGUUUAUAACUUAUAACUUUGUUGAGAAGUGAUCAUUUGUAAUCAAAGGAGAUGUGACAUUUGGAAGUUCAUAUUUGGACCUUUCUAUUGUGGCCUACUGUAUAAUAAAGUGCAGCUCUUUGACGAA